AUGAGAAGUGUCUUGGUCAUGCCACAGUCUCAGGAGGAAACUGAGUUCCUUCAGAAGAACCUGAUCCACAAGUUUUGGAUAAACUGCAAUGAUCUUCAAGUUGAAGGUACAUGGGUGUGUCAAGAUGGCACUACUGAUGUGGAGUACAGAAACUGGAGGGAUGGUGAACCUAGUAAUUUCGGGGGAGGAGAAGAUUGUGUAGUAGCAAAAGAGGCUGGUUGGAAUGACGCACCAUGUGAGACUCAUGUUCCCACUAUCUGCAAACGACCUGCACCACAGCUGCACCUAUAA
This is a messenger RNA of Patiria miniata (bat star), 291 nucleotides long. Its product is annotated as low affinity immunoglobulin epsilon Fc receptor-like. Bases 1 to 291 code for a protein of 96 amino acids. The transcript is spliced from 2 exons. The record is from RefSeq and is a predicted model, not a curated record. NCBI's taxonomy places the organism in Eukaryota, Metazoa, Echinodermata, Asteroidea, Valvatida, Asterinidae.